Mesorhabditis spiculigera is the source of this 157-nucleotide messenger RNA. The record is from the annotation of a GenBank genome assembly. NCBI's taxonomy places the organism in Eukaryota, Metazoa, Nematoda, Chromadorea, Rhabditida, Rhabditidae.
AUGGCCAGCACGUCUCCGAAGAUGAGCGAGAAGAAAAUGGUCCCGGGAGAAUUCUCUUUUCCUCCGAACAACACGCCAGUAGCGCGCGUUUUCGUCUUCGGAAAACCGAUCUACGUCCGUCAGCCCUUCCUGCAGCCGCUGCGGGACCAGCCGUCGG